AUGACUUGAUUUGUCUGUGAGAUAUGAAUGCCAAAGUCUUCGUUUUACAUAACAUGAAUUUUUAUGUAAAAGUGGUGGUUCUUCAUAAAUUCUACAUGUUCUUUGCAAAUGACCUAUACAAAGUUGUUCCAGGAGUACCAUAUUGCCUGACAAUCUUUUGUUUUAUUGUUAACUUAAACUGUACUUGAUUCUAGCAUGCCACUAUACUUCUUUGAAGUAAUUUGAGCAAAUUUCUCACUGUUUAGUAAUGUAUACAUUGUUUAAGGUACAUUAUAAUUUCACAUUUUGUAGGUGGACUUCAAUAUGUAUGAUCUACUUAUGCUGCCACAAUGCAAAAGGCAACAAUCACUGGGCUUUGCUGGUUGCAAGUGUUAUGUCCAGGACUGUAACCAUUUACGACUCGUUGGGUGGUAACAACAAGGCCUUGUUCGAUUUGUUCUGCCAGUUCAUGUGUCAACGAGCGCAAAUUGUGAAAGAUGGCUUGGAAAAAUUCAGUUCAGAGUUCAAAGCGCCACCUUGCAACAAACAGCGCCAUGGAAACAGCUGUGGAGUGUUUGCAUUGAUGACUGCCAAAUGUUUGGUCAUGAAAAUGCAUCCCACAAUGUUGCGACAGGCCCAUGAUUCAGUUUAUCGAGACUAGUCGUGAGACGCAGACCUCUGAUUCAUGGGGUGCGGCAAACAUAUCUGUGCGACUCGAUGACUUCACUGUAAAGACCCGCAUGGCAUUAAAAUGGAUAUUAUCAAUAUGUGUUGUUUCGCGAAAAUAUGUUUUUGUAGCAGGAAGUGCUUUGGGCUCGAUUAAUCUGAGAACUCAACAAAAUAUUAAUAAAAUCCUUCUGUGCCAAAAACAUAUUGACUUAAAUUAAUUAAUCCCGAUGGCGUAAAUGACUUAUCAUUUCAUGUUCAUGAACCGGUUUUAAAAUACUUUGUAGACUUAUCUGCUAGGCGGUGAGGACUUUUAGACCACCUGAUAAACUUCAACUUUAAUUGCCCUUGUGCAGUAACCGACUAAAGAUAUGCUAACAUAAUACUGAUGACUGAUGA
Dreissena polymorpha is the source of this 1044-nucleotide messenger RNA. Its product is annotated as sentrin-specific protease 1-like. The record is from RefSeq and is a predicted model, not a curated record. Gene Ontology annotation, biological process: proteolysis. The transcript has 3 exons. Bases 248 to 640 code for a protein of 130 amino acids. Lineage: Eukaryota; Metazoa; Mollusca; Bivalvia; Myida; Dreissenidae. Gene Ontology annotation, molecular function: deNEDDylase activity; cysteine-type peptidase activity.